AUUCUCCCUCAGUCAGUUGAGCAACGUGUAUCAGCGACAGGAUCCCGGCAGCGGCACUUUUAAACUCUUUAUUCAAACAUCGACUUCUGAAAAGCUUAAUGCUUCAAAGAAAGGCAAGAGUCUGAAUCAUAGGCGAGAGAAGAGGAAGAAGCAGAAGAAAAAGGAGUUAAAGUGAAAUUUUGCUGAUUUUCUAGAGUGGAAAAGAGAGAGAUUGAAAAUCAGUGUGUUUAAUAGAGACAGAGAAUCAUGCUUUAAGUCAACACAACAUGAUGGGUCUCACCAAGUAUUCCUACCCUCUUUGUGGCCACCUAAUGGUAUCAAGAGGUCAGACUUCCCCCUUGCUGUCUGAGGACUCCGUAUUUAUUCUCCACUGAGCAGCCUCACUUCAUCUCUGUAAGUUCAACAUAAACAAAAGCAUGCUUCUAAGCGCGUCAUGCCACAACACCACCUGCAAUGACACUCUCAAUGUCAACGGGAAUGGCAAGCCAGCUAUAAGCAUCAUCAUGUUCUUAGCUGCUGUGGUUGGAAACCUCCUGGCUCUCUUCAUCCUCGGUGUGCACCAGAAGGAACAUCGCUCCAGGUCCUCUGUCUUCUGCAUCCUGGUGACCGGCCUGGCCCUCACUGACCUGCUGGGCACCUGUCUCCUCAGCCCACCAGUGUUCAUCUGCUACGCCCGCAAGUUAUCCCUGAUUGGUCUGGGGGGUGAGAGCCUGUGCAAACUUUUCGGCUUUGCCAUGAGUUUCUUCGGCCUGGCUCCAACACUCAUCUUGUGUGCCAUGGCUGUGGAGCGCUGCUUGGCCAUCAGCCACCCUUACUUUUACUCAGUGCACAUCCGCCGGAGCUUUGCAAAAUUCACCCUUUUUUUUAUUUACCUCUUUUCUUUGCUCUUCUGCCUUCUGCCGUACACCGGCUAUGGCAAAUUCAGACAGUACUGUCCCGGGACGUGGUGCUUCAUUGACAUGGAUGCAAGAGGGGAUGAGCGGGCCAACUUGGUUAGGGCCUUCUCUGUUUCCUACUCCUCCCUCAUUUCUCUGCUGAUCCUGGCAGUUUUUGUGUGCAACGGCUCAGUGAUUGUCAGCCUGUGUCAGAUGCACAGGAACCAGAUAAUGCGCCGUGGCUCUGUUGGGUCCAGUGUGAAGAAGAGGAAGCUGAGCCUGGCCUGGUUUGGACAAGGGGAAGAGGAGAUAGAUCACCUGGUGCUGCUGGCGCUUAUCACAGUCAUCUUUGUGGUCUGCUCCCUGCCACUAACGAUUGCCGGCUUCAUCAACGCCAUUAAGCCAUUUUGUGGGGACACAGAGAACCUGACUGCCUUCCGCUUCUACGCCCUCAACCCCAUCGUGGAUCCCUGGGUCUUCAUCAUCUGCCGCAAGUCUGUGUUCCAUCACCUUUGCUCUCUGCUCAGCUGCCGCUUCGGCAGACGAGCGGUGAAGACAACAGCACACACCGCUCUGUCAUUACCCCUCGACAAUCACAUACAGCGCAACCCCCCAGACGUGACACUUUCACAGGCCAACAUUUACCCCAGUUUACCUUUGUGACCAAACAAAAACCUUCACUUAGCAGGGUUAAGUGGAGGCCUGAAAGCUUUCAUUUCUGAGAAACAUUAGGAGAACUUUGUGAAAGAAAACAUUUGCAAAAAUGAUUCCUCCACUCGACUUUUCAGGCACAAAGACGAUGACGGAGAACAUUGGAAAUCCAUGACAGUUUGACAAUGAAUGAACAUUGGAGAAGUAAUCGCAUUCGGUCUUAUAUUGACUGAGGUCAUAUGACUGAUGGAAACUGUGUCACAAAUCAAACAGCACUGUAACUUAGCACUAAGGAAUGCAUACCACCACAUAAAUCCUAUGUAUGCCUAUAUACUGUAAAAUCUGAAUAUAUGCACUUGGGUAUAGCUACAUUGGUAAACAAUACGCAUGACUGUAUGCUGUCUUCUUAUUUGUCUAUCUGCCAUUUCUUUAAAGGUGACAUAUCACGCUUUUUUCAUCAAUAUAUAUUGGUCUAAGAGGUCCCCAAAACAUGUCUUUAAAGUUUAUGCUCAAAAAAAACACUUUGAAAUCAGAUUUUGGUCUGCCUGAAAAUCCCUCUUCUUCAGCAGCCCUCAGAACACUCUGUUUUCUCUCUGACCACGCCCCCUCAGCCCUCGGCUCUCCGGCACGUUGAUCUAAUGUUUACAUGUUGGCUGAAUAUACACGGCUGCUCACAGACCCGCGUUACUUCAACCCUCUGAAUCUGAUCCAGAAUCUGAUCCUGACAGAGAGGCGCCUGCAGCAGGACCUUUCUGAACGAUUGGUCACAGAUUUAGUGUUUCUUGUUGUUUUAUUUAUCAGUAUGUAGACGUGUGUCUUGGUACACAGCUACCAACAUGUAGCUAUGUAACUAUGCUAACUAGCGCUAGCACUUAUCCAUGAUAAAUAAAAAUCAUCCACUAGAUCUUCAAAUCUGCAGACGUGGGGAGUAAAACCGACCUUUGUAUUUUAUAAAUACAGCCUACAACUAGCAUGCCUCCCUCCUAAGCUCCUUGUUAGCACACGUGUGCAGGGAAUGAAAAACAGAGUAGGAGUUGAGUAUUACUUUAUACAGUCUAUGGGCUGAAUAAGCUCUGAGCUCUGACUCCAUGACGGACCGGAUAUUGUUGUUACGUAACAAAAACAUGGAAGUCUGAAACGGUUCGUUUUAGACACAUUACAGAAAGGUGUAGAAAUCAGAACAGGGGCAGAAUGGAUUUUUUUCAUUCUCGGGGGGUUCGUAGACAUGCCAGGGACACAUAUUUCAGGUAAAGAACCAUUAAAAAGUCCAUUUUGCAUGAUAUGUCACCUUUAAGACACAGAAAUGAACUCUUUGCUAUUGUAUUGUCCACAUCUGCAGCUCCUACACACAACAGCUAUAACUUCAACAACAUGAGGAUUACCUGUUUGUCCUGACAUGUUCAUCUGUUUUCUUGAGAUCAGAAUUACAUUGUGUAAUGCAUCAGAGAUAGGUGAGUGCUAUGCAAAAUAGAGACACAUGUUAAUGUGUCAUUCACAUUUGGUCAUAAAACAAAUUAUUGGAUGGAUCCAAAUUCUGACAUUGUGAUUGCACUAAACAAGACGCGUGAUGGUAAUUAAAGUAGUUGUUACUUAUUCUCUUGACCCCGUUAGUCUCUCCACUAAAUAAGGAAAAACUGUCCAUUUGCUGACAAGUAUAGACUUGAUAAAAUAAAUGAAUGUAGCUUUUUGGGUCUGCAUAUGCGAUUUUGAAAUGCCUGGAAUCUGCUAUCUUUCUGGUGGCCAGCAGGGGGCAGCUCCAAGUCAAAUUAUAGAGAAGUUUGAGGAAAUGUUCUUUUUUUUCCACAAGGUGUUUUACUCUGAAACCUGAACCUUUGAUUUUUCUUAAUCAUUAGUUUCAAAUAUUUAAUACAACAAGACACUUGUUCAAAUUAUAUUCCUUAAUGUGAACUAUGCGAUUGAGAAGUUACAGCCAUGGUGACCUCUACUGAUCUCCCACUUCUCCAAACGUUGUUACUGUUUUUCUCCCAAACAUGCAGAUAGUGAACACUGAAAUGCAAAUCUUAAAGCCUAAAAACUGGGUAGUCUAAAAAUUGUCGUGUGACUUCAAGGUGGCUACAUCCACAUUUCACAUACUUUCUCUGUUGUCCAGGUAUUCAUCUUACAGGAAAUUUCAACAUCAUGGUCAUUAAACACUUUUCAGCGUAGACCUUGGCCUUUUGAGAGAAAAAACACAGUGCAGUGCAGAUUCUAAAAAAAAGAAGAGCUUUCUAAGCACUCUUUCAAUUGUAUGUAACUUUAGGCAGAAGUCUGGGUUCCAGCUGUUUUGCAUUUUCACCUCUGAAACUGCUCAUUCUCCUUUGAAGAUGCACUUGUAUGACUCAUAACACCUGAAUAUGCCGGUUUAGUUCUCGACAUAGCAAUCUUCCAUCUGCAGCACAAAAAGCUUGUGCACUGAAUCAUGAAUAUAAACAUAACAUUUAACAGAUAAUACUCCUAUAUCCAGCUGUUGUGUUCAGUUUACAAAAAAAGGUAACCUGUUGUGGAAACUUCUAGUCCAGACCAUUAUGUCUUUGUAGUGCAUGAAUGGUUCGAUCCUGACCCUGCUUCACAAUCUCACUGGUUUUUAAGCUACCUGAUGAUUACAUGUGAAUGUUUUUUAAGAACCUGUUGUGGUUUUAAAAUGCUGCAAAAUGCACUGUAAGAAUUUGUCUUUUGUUGUUGUGACUUUAAUGCUGUAGUUGUAUUUUAAUGUAGUGUAUUUAAACCUUUACACUGUGCUAUACUGGUGUGCAUACUAUCAGUUGUAUUUGUUUGGUUAAUGCAGUUGUGUGUAGAGAUAUACGUAAAGCAGAUGUGAUUUAUUAUUUAAGCGGUGUUGCACAUUCACUUCAUGCUUUAUCGUCUUUAAAGUCUCUGUCACGCAUGACCUGAGGUACGUCAGACACAUUACCACUUGCACAUAUGGUCUUUAAGGGUUUAAGUAUUUGAGUUUUGCAUCAGUUCAAGUUAAUACAUUUCUAGAAAAACAAUGUAUUAUUUUCCUUUCUCUGUGUAUGUUCACAAAAACUAUGUUGACAUUGAUUGUGAUGUUAAACAGUCCCACCUAUAAAAACAUGCUGUUCUCUGUAUAAUUCCUGACUAUCAUGAGUCCUGAGCAGGUUUGCCGUAUGUUUACAGUACAUGACAAGGGAGCAGUGACAAGAUAAAAACAAGAUGAUUCUAUAUAAAUUCAGAUUAUCAUUUGUUUGUCUUGAUAUGUCCUUAACAUAGGCCUUGACCAGCAGGGAGAAUUUACUUUACACACACAAAAUUGUAAAUAUAUAUCUGUAUGAUUAUGAAAACCAAAAUAAUAUACAGUAUAUCAAAGUUUAGAUGGAAUUAAAGGUUUCCAAAUAUA
This is a messenger RNA of Notolabrus celidotus (New Zealand spotty), 4884 nucleotides long. RefSeq names its product prostaglandin I2 receptor (gene ptgir). Gene Ontology annotation, cellular component: plasma membrane. Bases 417 to 1538 code for a protein of 373 amino acids. NCBI's taxonomy places the organism in Eukaryota, Metazoa, Chordata, Actinopteri, Labriformes, Labridae. The record is from RefSeq and is a predicted model, not a curated record. Gene Ontology annotation, biological process: inflammatory response; adenylate cyclase-activating G protein-coupled receptor signaling pathway; positive regulation of cytosolic calcium ion concentration. The transcript is spliced from 3 exons. Gene Ontology annotation, molecular function: prostacyclin receptor activity; thromboxane receptor activity.